Iphiclides podalirius (scarce swallowtail) is the source of this 423-nucleotide messenger RNA. NCBI's taxonomy places the organism in Eukaryota, Metazoa, Arthropoda, Insecta, Lepidoptera, Papilionidae. The record is from the annotation of a GenBank genome assembly.
AUGGCUUGGGGCUUGCCGAAGCUUCCCGGUUUGACAUUUACGGAUCCAACGAAGACAAAACAUCACAUACGAGGCUCGCUGCGUUACUACCAAGGUUAUAGAUUUCCAGACACAAUCGUUAGGGCACCGGGCGGUGGAGACACGGAUGUCGACAGCAACGCCUUUGCCCUUCCAGAGGAUUCCGUGAAUUACGACCCGUCGCUGACGUAUGGGCGAGUGAAGCAAGCGGCGUUGCCGGCUGUAGUCCCGCAUUGGGUGCACUACGACAAGCGUUGCCUCAACUUCACCGCGUUCUUCAAGCAGCCAGUAUACGAGAGCCCCGAUGAGAACUACAGGGUGCGAAUCGUCAAUAUCGUCUAUUUCCUCGAGGACGACACGCUCACCGUAAUGGAACCGCGAACGAAGGUGCCAGGUGUCGCCGAU